Molecule: messenger RNA, 2483 nt
Organism: Cynara cardunculus var. scolymus (artichoke)
Lineage: Eukaryota; Viridiplantae; Streptophyta; Magnoliopsida; Asterales; Asteraceae
Exons: 1
Coding region: 384-2267 (627 amino acids)
Source: RefSeq, a predicted model, not a curated record
CUCAGGACCUGUCUGUCUGUUCUUCUCUCUUCGAUAUUCAUUGCAACAAUCAAUCUCAAAACCUCAAUUGAUCUUCCAGGAUGCAUAUAAACUUCAGAUGCUGAAACAGUAAGUUAGUUUCUUAUCCACGUAGUUAUACGCAUCUUAAUUUCAACCAAAUCAUUGCAAAAUUUCAACUUCAGAUUCAUUCCUUCGCGAAAAUUUUGAACUGUAUAUGCGAUCGUUACUUUGAAUAUAGCAUCACGUACAAUUCACCUGAAUUACAAUCACAUGAUCAAUUCGGAAGAUUGAACUGAUCCGAUCAAAUUCAGUUUUUGAUCGUUGAUUCAUUCAUCAAUCAAAACCCUAGAUCUAAAUAAAUCUAGGGUUAGGGUUACACAGACAUGUCCUGUUUAGCUUUAUCCCUACAACCCACGAAUGGAUCCGAUAUCCUACUCCAAACACGCGAGUGGUUUCCCCCGGCACGUGCCCUGGUCGCCCUUUCAGCUUUUCGACAGACCCGUCUUGCUUUUGCCACCGGAAAGAAUCAGAAUGCGGAGGAUGGUGACACCUCUUUAGGGGAUGACCCCCUGGCAGCUUCCAGUGGACAAGUUAUUGUGGGUGUUGAGAGCCGGUACCGUGUUGUUUACAGGCUUGUGAAUUCUAUUUAUGUGUUGGGGAUCACAACGGUUGAUGAUGAUUGUGUAAACAAUGUUUUCGAAUGUAUUAGUAUUGUUAACCAGGCGGUGAGUGUGGUUGUUACUGCUUGUCGUGGUGUUGAUGUUACGCCUGAGAAACUUGGAAGGAAAUACGCAGAGAUAUAUAUGGCACUGGAUAUUGUUUUGAGGGGUGUCAGUAAUAUCAGGCUAGCUGCAAUGCUUGCUUCUUUGCACGGGGAUAGCAUAGCCAAAAUGGUGCAUUCUGCUUUAAGCACAGAGAGUAAGAUUAGGGGGGCUGAUAAUUGGAACAAUGUAGAAGUUCAUUCUGCUGAGCAUGAAUCAAGUGAGGCUGCCUUUUCAAAUGCUAGUUUUGAGCUGCCUCCUGAGACCUUGGAGGCUGGUGAUGAGGUGGCAGCUACACUUGCCCGGACUGAGCAGGGCCCACCUAUUGAACAGGAUGAAGCUAAAAAAGAUGAUGACCAGGCAGAGAAGGAUCCUUUUGCUGCUAGUGAUAAUCUUAACAAACCUGUUGAUCUUGUUAGUGGGUUCAAGAAAGACAAGGAACAAUCUUCUGAUUUGUCGAUAGUUUUGUCAGGCCUUGAGGUCACUACAUUACCGCCAGCUGCAGCCACUGAGUCAACUCAUAUUGGUGUUGAAGGGUUUGAAGGGGAUUAUGGUGGCAUAGAGUUUAGUAAAGAUGGUUCUAGUUUGCCUGAAGAUUUUGAAGGUAUAAAUCAAGCUUGGGGUGGUGGUUUGGAUGCAUCAGAGUUUGUUGAUUCAAAGAAAGUAGCAAAACCCGAAGGUCUUGGCGGGCUUGAAUUCUUGGGAACCAGUGAUGCCCCUGCUAAAGCUGCAAGUGGCGCCGAUACUCCUCUUGAAGACCUUGUAGUGAAAAAAUCUGAAAUGAAAGGUCCUGAGAUGUUCAUUUUAGAAGAGAUCAAUGCAGAAUUUAGGGAAUCUCUGCUUGCUAGAGUUGGUUUAAUGGGCACGGUCUACAUGAGAACUUUGCCUCCUAAAUCUUCUGGUGAUGCAGAGACUGAGUUCUCUUUCAGGGUUGAAGGUACAAAUGGUGUCAAGAGAUUUGUUAUGCACAGUUCUUGUGUAAGCAGCCUUGGCAACCAAAUGUUUCAUGUUAGGACAGCCCCUUCAGAUCAGCCUAUACCUGUCAUAAAGUAUAGCUUGCUGCCUCGUGCAACUCCUCUGCCUCUGAGAGUUCGACUGGUUAAACGUCAUAGUGGGACUUUGCUAUCUGUCAUGAUCCAAUAUGUGUCAAACCCAGAUUUGCCUGUUCCCCUGACUGAUGUAACAUUUAUUAUUAAACUUCCGGUGGACCCAAGACUCUUGAAGGUCUCACCAAAAGCUGUACUGAACAGGUCUGAGAGAGAAUUACAAUGGCAUGUUCCAGAGAUUCCUUUAAAAGGAAACCCUGUUAGAUUGAGAGCGAGGAUGCCGGUGGAUACUAGUGAAGAAGAUGGUGGGGAGGAGCUUGAGGUUGUUGGUUAUGUAAAAUUUACUUGUCAAGGAGCAAAGUCAUUGUCUGGGAUCUCUCUGCAGCCUGCUUCUGAGGGCAAGACAGACUUUUAUGAGGUUGCCCACAGGUAUGAAAGUGGAGUUUAUACAUGUAACUGAUCUAUGCUUUGUGGUUUUCAGGCGUGUUUCUAUUUUUCAAUUUGCUUGGGGAAGUAGGUGGUUUGAAGUAUUCUUUCUAUUGUAGCAUGUAACUCAAAAUCAUUGUUUGCUACGACAAAAGUUUCAGUCUUUCUGUGCUAUUAGCCAUAUUGAUUUGUAACAUUGUUCCUAAUGUUUGUUUUCUUACAACUUGAUCAUGUCGUGCAAGUUUGCCCU